This is a messenger RNA of Entrophospora candida, 402 nucleotides long. NCBI's taxonomy places the organism in Eukaryota, Fungi, Glomeromycota, Glomeromycetes, Entrophosporales, Entrophosporaceae. The record is from the annotation of a GenBank genome assembly.
AUGAAUAAAACAUCUCAAAUCUGGAAUGCUGUAAGAAACGAUAACACCCCCAAUGAUAAGAAAUUUUUAGGUCUAACUCCCCGUAAAGUGAAAAAUCCUCAAACUCGGGAUCAAUUCAAUCUCUGGAUUGCUGAGAAAAUUGCAAUGUAUAGACAUUACCCUAGUAUGUACAACAUCUUUCGUGGUAGAGAAUAUAAAGAAUAUAAAGAAUAUUAUAUUCCGUAUGAUUGGAUAGGUGAUAAGAAAUACCAAUUACACGAUAGAUUGCAUAAGCAUGUUGUAGAUUUGCUAAGAGAACGAGGUUACAGAAUAGUUAAUUCCAGACCUUGGUAUGAAAUGAUAAAAUGGGCAGAUAAACCAGAUAAAUAUCUUAACAACAAAAAUUUCGUCAGAAUCGAAUAA